Hippopotamus amphibius kiboko is the source of this 2667-nucleotide messenger RNA. It is a transcript of the gene CPT1B, whose product is annotated as carnitine palmitoyltransferase 1B. The coding region runs from base 106 to 2424 and encodes 772 amino acids. The transcript is spliced from 19 exons. Gene Ontology annotation, molecular function: carnitine O-palmitoyltransferase activity. Lineage: Eukaryota; Metazoa; Chordata; Mammalia; Artiodactyla; Hippopotamidae. Gene Ontology annotation, cellular component: mitochondrion. The record is from RefSeq and is a predicted model, not a curated record. Gene Ontology annotation, biological process: carnitine metabolic process; fatty acid metabolic process.
CGGGACUUAGGUGGCCAGGCCUGAAGGACGUGGGGACACGGGCCAGAGCGACGGGCCCCACAAGCGGACAGGAGCAAACCCCAGCCGGGCCGAGCAACCCCCAGGAUGGCGGAAGCGCACCAGGCUGUGGCCUUCCAGUUCACGGUGACCCCAGAGGGGGUCGACUUCCGGCUCAGUCGGGAGGCCCUGAAACACAUCUACCUGUCCGGGAUCAACUCCUGGAAGAAACGCCUGAUCCGCAUCAAGAAUGGCAUCCUCAGGGGCGUGUACCCUGGCAGCCCCACCAGCUGGCUGGUCGUCGUCAUGGCAACAGUGGGUUCCUCCUACUGCAACGUGGACCUCUCCAUGGGGCUGGUCUGUUAUAUCCAGAGAUGGCUUCCUGAGGGAUGUGGCCCCUACCGGACCCCGCAGACCCGGGCACUGCUCAGCAUGGCCAUCUUCUCCACGGGGGUCUGGAUGAUGGGCAUCUUCUUCUUCCGCCAAGCCCUGAAACUGCUGCUCUCCUACCACGGUUGGAUGUUUGAGAUGCACGGCCAGACCAGCCACUUCACCAAAGUCUGGGCUAUCUGUGUCCGCCUUCUGUCCAGCCGGCGGCCCAUGCUCUACAGCUUCCAGACAUCUCUGCCCAAGCUGCCCCUGCCAAGUGUGCCAGCCACAAUUCACCGGUACCUAGACUCCGUGCACCACUUACUGGGCGAUGAGGAAUAUUAUCGAAUGGAGACGCUGGCCAAGGAAUUCCAGGAGAAGACUGCCCCCAGGCUGCAGAAGUACCUGGUACUCAAGUCAUGGUGGGCAACCAACUAUGUGAGCGACUGGUGGGAAGAGUACGUCUACCUUCGAGGCAGGAACCCCCUCAUGGUGAAUAGCAACUAUUACGUCAUGGACUUAGUGCUCGUCAGGAACACAGAUGUGCAGGCAGCCCGCCUGGGAAACGCUGUCCACGCCAUGAUCACGUAUCGCCGUAAACUGGACCGUGAAGAGAUCAAGCCUGUGAUGGCGCUGGGCAUCGUGCCCAUGUGCUCCUACCAGAUGGAGAGGAUGUUCAACACCACUCGGAUCCCGGGAAAGGACACAGACGUGCUGCAGCACCUCACAGACAGCAGGCACGUGGCCGUCUACCACAAGGGCCGCUUCUUCAAGGUGUGGCUCUACGAGGGCUCCCGCCUGCUCAAGCCUCGGGACCUGGAGAUGCAAUUCCAAAGGAUCCUGGACGACCCCUCCCCACCCCAGCCUGGGGAGGAGAGACUGGCGGCCCUCACCGCCGGGGGCAGAGUGGAGUGGGCGCAGGCACGCCGGGCCUUCUUCAGCUCCGGCAAGAACAGGGCUGCCCUGGACGCCAUCGAGCGCGCCGCGUUCUUUGUGGCCCUGGAUGAGGAGCUUCACCACUACGACCCCGAGGACGAGGCCAGCCUCAGCCUGUACGGCAAGGCCCUGCUGCACGGCAACUGCUACAACAGGUGGUUCGACAAAUCCUUCACUCUCAUCGCUUUCAAGAAUGGCCAGCUGGGCCUCAACACAGAACACGCGUGGGCAGACGCCCCCAUCAUAGGGCAUCUCUGGGAGUUUGUCCUGGGCACCGACACCUUCCACCUGGGCUACGCAGAGACUGGGCACUGUCUGGGCAAACCCAACCCUGUGCUGGCCCCCCCUCAGAGGCUGCAGUGGGACAUUCCUGAGCAGUGCCAGGCGGUCAUCGAGAGCUCCUACCAGGUGGCCAAGGCGCUGGCAGACGACGUGGAGUUGUACUGCUUCCAGUUCUUGCCCUUUGGCAAAGGCCUCAUCAAGAAGUGCCGGACCAGCCCCGAUGCCUUCGUGCAGGUCGCCCUGCAGCUGGCGCAUUUCCGGGACAGGGGCAAGUUCUGCCUGACCUAUGAAGCCUCGAUGACUAGAAUGUUCCGGGAAGGACGGACAGAGACCGUACGUUCCUGCACCCUGGAGUCCACAGCCUUCGUUCAGGCCAUGGUUCAGGGGCGCCACAUGAAAGCAGACCUCCAAGCUCUGUUCCGGAAAGCUGCUGAGAAGCACCAGAACAUGUACCGCCUGGCCAUGACAGGGGCUGGGAUUGACAGGCACCUCUUCUGCCUUUAUGUGGUCUCCAAGUACCUGGGGGUCAGCUCCCCUUUCCUGGCUGAGGUGCUCUCAGAACCCUGGUGCCUCUCCACCAGCCAGAUCCCUCAAUUCCAGAUCCGCAUGUUUGACCCAAACAAGUAUCCCAAUCACCUGGGUGCCGGCGGAGGCUUUGGCCCUGUAGCUGAUGACGGCUACGGGGUUUCCUACAUGAUCGCAGGUGAGAACACCAUCUUCUUCCACGUCUCCAGCAAGUUCUCAAGCUCAGAGACGAACGCCCAGCGCUUUGGGAACCACAUCCGCCAAGCUCUGCUGGACAUCGCUGAUCUUUUCCAAGUUCCCAAGGCUGACAGCUAAGGACUAGAGAAAUGGCCAGCUGCCCUUCUGCCCCUACAUUGUGGAGGAAGGGGCCCGAGGCCGGCUUGCAGGCACAGGGUGGCCGGACACAGGUGCCCAGGCUCCAAGGACACCUCUAGAAGCAGGUGCUCCCUGGGCAGACAUUGCUCCUUGAGGGCUCAAGUGUUGGAGGUAGGGCUGGCGCAGGGCGAGAAUCUUGAUUUUUUUUUUUCUUGCUAGAUGCUAAUAAAAAUACGGCUGUAU